Molecule: messenger RNA, 1078 nt
Organism: Geodia barretti
Lineage: Eukaryota; Metazoa; Porifera; Demospongiae; Tetractinellida; Geodiidae
Source: the annotation of a GenBank genome assembly
UCAGCGUGAGCGAAUAGUGAUGGUCCGCUGCAAAGUUUGGCUAGUGUUUUUUUCGCAGGCAGUUCUCACAGUACCUAUCAUCUCUGGGACUGAUAACCUGCCGCUACUACUCCCAUCAAAACGCUGCCUGUGCCCCAAGGAGGAUUAUAGAUGCGAGGUGACCUCUGGAGUAGGAGUUGCAUGGCGAACGGUUACAAUCAAUAGGACUGGAUUGUCUGCAAUAAACGAUGAGGACACUCUUUAUACUGAGGAAGGUGGCUUCCAAAUACGUUUUCUAAGAAAUCUAAGCAACUAUACAUCAGUUCUACACGUUAGCAACUUGAAUUUGAAUGAGACUGACAUCACUUGUGAGGGUGUUUACAUUGUUCAAAUGAGUAGACUGAGAUUGACUAACACUACCAUAAUAUGUAUAGCAGGUCCAGCCUCCCCUCCCACUAGUCUGUCAGUGGUGUGUGACUCCUCAUCAGCUGUGGUCAGUUUCCAGUCUCCAGUGUAUGGUGGAGAAUGUGUGGACUAUUAUGUGGUCACUGCUGUCAGUGGAGAGAGGAAUGUAUUGUGUAAUGCCACCAGUGAUGCUAGUGAAAGAAACUGCAGUAUUGAUCUCGGUGAUGGCAAUGUCAAUGACUAUAACUUCACUGUCCAUGGUGUGACUCGUGUCAAUGAUAGUUUUAUCUACAACGGACACAUUGCCACUGACUGCUGUUUGCCAAUUCCAGAGAAUGUAAGAGCUGUUGAAGAGGAAUGUGGUCAGGUCAAUGUCACCUGGAAGAGCAGCCAUAACAUGACAUCAGUCACCACAACCAUCAGUUGGCGUGGGAUCCACAGCAGUGGAGCCAGACACUAUGAGAGAGGUAGUUCUGAAGACUCUCAUCUACUGACAUUAGACUACUCUGAGACUGGACCAGUGGAAAUUGCUGUGACAUUCUCUAGUGCUGUCUGUAACAAAACCACUACACACUCCCUCGUUGACAGAAAAAGCUGUAUAACUGCAAGUGAAACAACUCCAACCCCAACCCCAACCCCUGGUGAUUUGGGUGUGACUGAGGCUGUUAAACCGACUGCAGAUUCAGAUGUCAUG